Ixodes scapularis (black-legged tick) is the source of this 1540-nucleotide messenger RNA. RefSeq names its product 26S proteasome non-ATPase regulatory subunit 12 (gene Rpn5). The transcript is spliced from 10 exons. Lineage: Eukaryota; Metazoa; Arthropoda; Arachnida; Ixodida; Ixodidae. The record is from RefSeq and is a predicted model, not a curated record. Bases 89 to 1477 code for a protein of 462 amino acids. Gene Ontology annotation, cellular component: cytoplasm; proteasome regulatory particle, lid subcomplex; nuclear proteasome complex.
CUCAUUUUCUUGAGGCGGCGAAGAAAAAGAAAGCGAAGGAUUUUUCGUGCGCGUUGUGGAUCCUAGAGUUUACGGAAGCGGCUACAAGAUGACGGAAACGUUUUCGGAUACCGGGAGACUGGUCAAGAUGGAGGUGGACUACAGUUCCACCGUGGACGAGAAGGUGCCGGUGUGUGAAGCUCUCGCAAAGCAAGGGAAGCUGAAAGAAGCCCUGGACACACUGCUGUCUCUGGAGAAGCAGACGAGAACGGGUGGUGACACACACUCGACGUCGCGGGUGCUGGUGACCAUUGUGCGCCUGUGCUUCGAGAGCGGGGACUGGGCUGCACUCAACGAGCAGGUGCUGGGCCUCACCAAACGGCGCAGCCAGAUGAAGCAGGCGGUGGCCAAGAUGGUGCAGGAGUGCCUCACCUACAUAGACAAGCUGCCAGACAAGGAGACCCAGCUGCGCUUGAUCGACACCCUCCGCACCGUCACCGCAGGAAAGAUCUAUGUGGAGGUGGAGCGGGCCCGGCUGACCCACAAGCUGGCCCAGAUGAAGGAGGCAGAGGGGAAUGUGGCAGAGGCCGCCACCAUCAUGCAGGAGCUGCAGGUGGAGACGUUUGGGUCGAUGGACAAGCGUGAGAAGGUGGAGCUGAUCCUGGAGCAGAUGCGGCUGUGCCUGGCCAAGAAGGACUACGUCCGCACCCAGAUCAUAAGCAAGAAGAUCGCCCCCAAGUUCUUCGACGACCCUGAACAGCAGGACCUGAAGCUGCGCUACUACCGCCUGAUGAUUGAGCUGGACCAGCACGAGGGGUCGUACCUGGCCAUCUGCCGCCACUACUCGGCCCUGUACCGCACCGACAGUGUGCAGGAGGACCCCAAGCAGCGCCAGGAGGCCCUGAAGAAGCUGCUGCUGUUCCUGGUGCUGUCCCCCCACGACAAUGAGCAGCACGACCUGCUGCACCGCACCAAGGCGGACAAGCGGCUGGACGAGCUGCCCCAGUACCAGGAGCUGCUCAAGCUCUUCCUCACCCCGGAGCUCAUCAACUGGCGCAGCCUCUGCCAGGCCUACGAGGCAGAGCUGCGCACCGCCCAGGGCGCCGUCUUUGCCCAGGGGGACGAGAUGGGCGAGCGCCACUGGAAGGACUUCAAGAGCCGCGUCGUGGAGCACAACAUCCGUGUGAUGGCCCAGUACUACACACGCAUCACUCUGCAGCGCAUGUCUCAGCUUCUGGACCUCUCGGAGAAGGGCACGGAGGAGCUUCUGUCGGAGCUGGUGGUGGCCAAGCGGGUGUGGGCCAAGGUGGACCGGCUGGACGGGGUGGUCAGCUUCAGCCGCCACCAGGAGCCCAACGAGGUGCUGAACGACUGGUCGCGCAACCUCAACAGCCUCAUGGCCCUGCUGAGCAAGACUAGCCACCUCAUCUCCAAGGAGGAGAUGAUCCACAGGCACCUGCACCCCACCGGAGGAACGCCCCCGCACCAGGAGGCCUAAGCACCCCCCCCCCCCAUGAGCCCUGUACAGAACAGACACCAGUAAACGGCUUUCGGAUACGCC